Messenger RNA from Symbiodinium sp. CCMP2592, 246 nucleotides. NCBI's taxonomy places the organism in Eukaryota, Dinophyceae, Suessiales, Symbiodiniaceae. The record is from the annotation of a GenBank genome assembly.
AUGGAAGAGGCAACGGAGGUGUCUGCCACCCUGUGCGCCCUCGACGUGUCUGAAGUGGCCCAGACCUGGUGGAGUGAAGUGAGCGCCUUUAAGAAGGAGAACUUGAAGCAGGACAACGCGAGAGUACGAAGCCUCAUGAAGCGCAUCCUCGUUGAAGACGAGGAGCCCGUCGUCGGCCUCAUCGCGCACUCGAUUCUCUUCAAGAGGAUCCUUCAACUUUUUUGGCCCCAAGAUGCCACCCGCCAG